GAGCACAAAUAUGCAGCACCUUGUCUUGGUCUCUCCAUACUCGAGUCUCGUCUUGAGUUCUGGUCCACCCGGGUGGCUGAUUAUAACAACCAGACCAUCCCCUGCAAUUCUCAGACAUUCCUCGCCUAGGGGCCAUCCCUCGUGUGAUAUGCAUACUCGGUGGCAGUUACGCAUGGAGCCAAUCAGAGUCCCGGUAAGACACCGAAUGUGGCCCGGUGUGUUGUGGACGGUUCGGUGGGCAUCGGAUGCUGCAUGGCCUCGACGGCUCUCGCAGGAAUGGUAGAUUGCCUGCUGGCGACUUCCGUCUCGGACGGAAUGCAUAAUGGACAGAAAGGGUUUGACCUUGGGUCUCUGCAUUACUCGGUUUUGCUCAACGAAGCAGCAAACGCUCUCUGGAAACAUCGCGUUGGUGUGUCGUUUACAACAAGCGAGGAGUCUGCCGGCUUGGCCUACUUGGAUCACGAGAUCUUCAUGAUUGCUCUUUCCGGCCACCUGCUUGAAUAUGCGGAAAGGGAAAACAAGAUUUUCUGCAGCGUCAAUAAAUCUGCGCAGGGGACGAAGAAGCGAGGAAAAGGGGCACCGUCAUGCGGGGAAGCCGAUCGGAAGAGCCUCAACAACGUCCCUGCACCCACAGACUUCUUCGUCGGCGUCCGUCUUCUGGCUAGAAAACAGGGUCGACGGGGAAGACUAGUCCUGCACUUCUGCAGCUGGCAAUCGCUUGACCACCUUAGUAGCCGAGAGGGUCCUAGUGAAAAAGCAAGGCGGGAAAAGAUUUGGUGUGGGAACCUUUUCUCUGGAAUGUGUCGACCUCCUCGUUGUCUCGCUUCCACGGUGACAACGAACUUCUCGGUGAACUGAUGGCGCCACAAUUAGCGUAGAGGUCCUUCUCGGCCUGCGUUUGCUGCAGCAAACUUGCGAGGGCCGGCCUAGAAUACUCACCUUCUC
This is a messenger RNA of Colletotrichum acutatum, 945 nucleotides long. RefSeq lists its product as uncharacterized. Lineage: Eukaryota; Fungi; Ascomycota; Sordariomycetes; Glomerellales; Glomerellaceae. The record is from RefSeq and is a predicted model, not a curated record. The transcript has a single exon. The coding region runs from base 253 to 858 and encodes 201 amino acids.